AAUUAUGUGGCAAUGUUCGAUCCCAAGGGAACGGGUUUCGUGCGACGCGAUGAUGUCUGCAACGCCCUCCAUUGGUACCCUAACGAACCAGGUUUCUUAGGAGACGUUGAAGUUCUUGCCAACGACAUGUCUCAGCGCAAACGGGAAUCUGUAAUCAAAAUCAUUUUGACUGCCCUUGCCACGAAGAAGCCCAAAAAGGAGAAGUUAAGAAUGGUAAAGAAGAAGCUGGACGCUCUCUAUGGCAGUGGAUGGAAUGUGUACAUAGCCGAGGGACGCUACUGGGCAGUGUGCUCUCACAAACCGGGCUCGAACCUAACUUUUAUCUACCACGGACGUGAGAGACAGAUCCAUGAAAAUUUGCCUGCAGAAGACUACUCUGACAGUCAAGCGACCUACAAACGCAUGAGCACAAUAGGAAACGCAGAUUGCAGCACUCUGCUUCGCUACUUCGAUGAGUUGAAUGAAUCCACCAACAGAGUUUUAACCACUGAUUUUCGGAACCAUCUCCUGCGAUGGGGAAUUCCCAAGGACACCGUUGAGAACUACAUGCCCCGAUUUGAUCCUAAGAAGACCGGAUACAUCACUAGGAAGGAUCUCUGCAGUGCAUUGAAUUACUACCCGAAUGAGCCAUCCUUCUUAAAGGACGUUUACAUCAUUGAAUCGGAUGCGCCACAACACCAGCGAGAGUCGAUCAUCAAAAUCAUUCUGGAGGAAAUGAAACACGGCGGGCACCCUAAGGCACAGUUAAUAAUAAUCAGCAUGGAAUCGCGUCAGAAGGCUUCAGACGACAAAUUCACGCCUGCUUUCCUCCUUCAUCUCUAUGACGAGCUGAUUGAAUCCCAACCCAGUAAGAAACGUUUUCUUAUUAAUCAAGCAACUUCAAAACGUCGCAACCAUUUGAGUACCAACAUCGGGCCACGGAUAGACGCCACAUUGAAGGACUAUGAAAAUUUCCUAGUUCUAUGGGGUAUGGAUCGGAAGCAGGCUAGGGGCCGCUGUUCUCAAAUCAGCUCCCACAAGAAUGAGCGAUUCACACGCGAAGAACUGUGCAAAGGGCUCGGCUUUCUACCCGAACAACCGGCAGGGCUGCGCGAGGUGGAAAUUCUCUGUCGAGAUAUGCCCAUCAGAAAGAGCGAAUCAAUUCAAGUCAUCGUGUUGAAUGCACUUAAUUCCAAUUCUUCCAAAAAGGAUGUAGUAGCGGAAAUAAAGCGAGAGGUUGAGAACAUUUAUGGCCCACAAUGGAACGUCUUCAUAGCCAAUGGCCACUACUGGGCUGUCUGCACGCACAGACCUGGCGGCAAUCUUGUCUUCUCAUACCAGGGCGUUGUCUAUGGCGUCUAUCACUCACCAGAACGAUGUGCUGACGAUAGCAACUACGAAUUUCACUUCACACACCCUUGCAGGUUUGAGCCCACAAAUAAAAUGGAGCGGUCUGCGCAACCAGAAAAGCUCGUUCAUUUAUAUGAUGAGCUCACCGAAUCCCAAAUAGGUAAUGUGUCGGCAAUAAUAAUCUUACCCGUUCUGCCAGGCAUUUCGACAAAGACUUAUCAUAAAUAUCUACUUAAGUGGGGCAUCGAUGAAGGCGUUGCAUCGCGAAUAUGUUCUUCCAUUGAUCCAACGGGCAAAGGCACAAUCACACGAGAGGCCCUCUGCGACACUCUCAAAUGCUGGCCGAAUCAACCCGCGAUUCUUAGGGACGUGGAAGUGAUUGAGUCUGACAUGUCAUCUAUGAAACGGGAGUCAAUAAUCCUCCUCAUGCUCGAAGUAGUCUCAGAGAGGAGACAAAAAAAGGAGACUAUUGAGGAAAUUCGACGGCGACUGGAAAAAGUUUACGGUGAAGGAUGGAGCUGCUAUAUUGCCGAGGGACGCUUUUGGUCUGUUUGCGCCCAUCGCCAGGGCUCUAAUUUGGCUUUUGUGUACAAAAAAAUGGUCUAUGGUGUUUUUCAGACCCCUCUUGCGAAAUAA
Molecule: messenger RNA, 1965 nt
Organism: Hydatigera taeniaeformis
Lineage: Eukaryota; Metazoa; Platyhelminthes; Cestoda; Cyclophyllidea; Taeniidae
Source: the annotation of a GenBank genome assembly